This is a messenger RNA of Striga asiatica, 519 nucleotides long. NCBI's taxonomy places the organism in Eukaryota, Viridiplantae, Streptophyta, Magnoliopsida, Lamiales, Orobanchaceae. The record is from the annotation of a GenBank genome assembly.
AUGUUACCCGUCUUCGGGAAGGAGAUCGGAAAUAUGGGUCGAACGGACGGAAAGUCUAUAACAGCAAGUCUUCGACGAAUGGGCCCGGAGCUGCUCGCGAACGAAACCGACGAUGUGGUCAUCGACCCUUCUGAGCCCGAGGACGAGACGCGCUCGAGUCAUGGAAAAAGACGCAAAAAGGGUCGGGACGACCACCGGGCCUGUCCAAAGGAGGUUCCCGAUGGUUGCACGCGAAGAAACCGGGCAACGCGUAGACACGCGACACGCGUGGACCGCGUGACGAGGCAUGCGGGACCGAGACGCGCGAGACAAGGGCGUGCGAAGGAAGGCACGCACGAGUGGACACCAUGGCCCGAUGACGAAUGCACGGCGGGUAAUUCACGAUUGAAGGCAGAGAAGGACGCGAAGGGCGCAUACGCGCGAGAUGCGAAGGGCGAGCAUGCACGGGGAGCGAUAGGUGACGCGUGGGGCGCAGAUGCUCGCGAUACGGCUAACGAGCGCGAGUCCUCGGAGGACUAG